Messenger RNA from Acipenser ruthenus (sterlet), 2891 nucleotides. RefSeq names its product occludin-like. The record is from RefSeq and is a predicted model, not a curated record. The transcript is spliced from 9 exons. Gene Ontology annotation, cellular component: bicellular tight junction; cytoplasmic vesicle; apical plasma membrane. Gene Ontology annotation, biological process: bicellular tight junction assembly. NCBI's taxonomy places the organism in Eukaryota, Metazoa, Chordata, Actinopteri, Acipenseriformes, Acipenseridae. The coding region runs from base 338 to 1861 and encodes 507 amino acids.
CGGUUUAGUUGAUGCGCGGUAGUAAUGGGAAGCUCUCAUCAGCCAAUGAAGGAGCGCAGCUGGCUAACAAACCUGUUUUGCUUCUCGGUGGGGCAGUAAUGUGAAACCCGGAUCCGCCCCUGCCCAGUCCUUCCUCACAUCGCUGCAGGGUGUGCCGUCUCAUUAUUACAUUACUCAUUAGCAUAGCUUACGAGUUUCGAGUGAGGACGUAAACAGCAGGCAGGUGUGUUGAAAUUGAAACACAGAGCAUCAGCUAACGAACCCUGAACUGCAGCACUGAGAAAUCGGGAACGUUUUUUCAGUCGAGGGGAACCAGCUGAAGUUUCUGGGAACCAAAAUGUCUUCAAAACCAUAUGGAAGCCCUCCGCCCUAUCAGCCUGGGAGUGGAUACAACCCAUCAAACUAUGCACCGAGCAGAGACGUGUACGGGGAGCCUAUGGGUUCCCAGCCUGCAUUCUCCUACUAUCCAGAGGAGGAGCAGGAACAGAAUUUCUACAAGUGGACCUCCCCGCCAGGAAUCAUCAAGAUCCUCGCCGUAAUCAUCGUCAUCCUGUGUGUCGGCAUCUUUGCCUGCAUAGCUUCCACGCUGGCUUGGGACGUAGACAUGGCCAACAUGGGUGGCAUGGGCAUGGGCAUGGGCACAGGAAUCGGAGGGUACGGCGGAUACGGGGGCGGCUUCGGCUCGGGAUCCUCAUCCUACGGCGGCUACAGUGGGGCAGGAAUGGGCGUCGGAGGCAACUACACCGACCCUCGCACAGCCAAGGGCUUCCUGAUUGCCAUGGCUGCCAUUUGCUUUAUCGGGAUGCUGGCGGUGUUCAUCAUCACUGUCUCCAGGUCGAACAUAGCCAGGUCUCGAAAGUUCUACCUGGGUGUGACCAUCUCCUGCGCCAUCCUUGCCAUCAUGAUGUUCAUCGCCACCAUCGUCUACCUCAUUGGGGUGAACCCCACUGCGCAGGCCGCUGGCUCCGCCUUCUACAACCAAGUGCUCAUGCUGUGCGCGCAGUUCCAGAACCCGCAGCAAUCGGGGAUCUUCAUCAACCAGUAUCUGUACCACUACUGCGUCGUGGAACCACAAGAGGCCAUUGCCAUCGUGUUUGGCAUGAUCGUCACUGUGGCAUUGGCCAUUAUGAUUUUCUUUGCUGUGAAAACACGCGGCAAGAUAAAUAAAUAUGGGAAAAUGAACAUCAACUGGGAAAAGGAGCAUGUUCCAGUCGAAGGAACAGCCAAUGUCGAGGAUUGGGUAAACAAUGUGACGGGAGAGCCGGGUGAUCUGGUGUCCGACUAUCCGGAGAAAUUCAACGGCUCAAUGUGUGUGGUGGAUGAGGAGCCCAGCAGAGACCAGUCCCCCCCUCCUAAAGUGUCGGCUCCUCUGAUGAGCAUGCCGCCCCCCAACGUGUACAGCAGCAGCUCGGAGGGCCCGUCGACUCAGAGGAAGCCGCCCAAGAAGAGGAGACCAGGCCGGGCCAGGAAAGCAGACACACAGGACUACGAGACAGACUACACCACCGGAGCGGAGUCCGGGGAGGAGCUGGACAACGACGACCUUGAAAGCGAGUACCCUCCGAUCACUGGAGUCCAGCAAAGGCAGGAAUACAAGCGCGAGUUUGACGCUGACCUGCAGGAAUACAAGAAGCUGCAGGCGGAGAUGGACGAAAUCAACAAGGACCUGUCUCGGCUGGACAGACAGCUGGACGAGCUGCAGGAGGGGACGCAGGAGUACGAGUCUGUUGCUGAUGAAUUUUACUUAUUAAAGGACAAAAAGAAAUCUGCCGAUUAUCAGAAGAAAAAACAGCGCUGCAAAUACCUGAAAGCAAAACUCUCUCACAUCAAGAAGGUGGUCGCUGACUACGACCGAUCAUAAACAUCCCAAUCUACAGUCUACCCAACACAGCCUCAUUGAUAACAACCUUGAAUCUGUGAGGAUGGCGAGGAGGAGAAAACACACACACACACACACACACACACACACACACACAUACAGGCCAUUCAGCUGUGUGCUCGUGAUUUGUAUGCAAUUUUUGUAUGUGGUUUUAAUUAAUUAAUUAAUUAAAUAAAUAGAUAGAGUAUUUGGAGAAAGAUGAUCAAUACAAUGUUAUAGGGCUUGCCUUGUUUUCUAACCUGUCCUAAUUAACGUUAAGUGUGAUCUGUUAAAAAUAACACACUACUGUUUUUUUGUGAAAUCACGUAAUUGAAUCUUUUAGCUGACAAGGUAACUGGGAGGGUUAAGGUUAUGGAGACUUUCACAACCUUACCUUUGUGUUCUGUUCGAAUGCAGUGUGUAGCUUAUUGGCCAGUGUCUUUGGUUAUGAGUUUUUUUGUGUUUUUUUUUUAUUGGGCGCACAUUAUUGGAGGUUAACUCUUUAAAUUUGGCUACUGACCAUUGAUUGAACCCUCGGUCCUCAGCCUCCACAAUCUGCUCUGCCUGUCAUGGUUUCUGCACUGAAAUAAGGAUCAUUUUGCCACGUUUAUUGCUAGCAGUAGUUUGUAAAGACAGAUGGAAUCUUCCUCUGUCAUGAGUUUGUUUUAUUUUUCUGAAAUAACUGGAAUUGAACACAUUUUGAAAAGUUUUGUAAAUACAAAUGUACGAUUUGAUAUUUUUGAUUAUAUUUUUAAAAUGUAAAUUUUUUAAUUGCCUUUUAUAUUUGUUGUGUACAUAUUUUUUUUUAAAUACAUUGGUGGUGUUCAUCUGUUUUUUUUUUUUCCAUCUCUUUGUAUAGAGCCGUUAGUUUAAAAAAAUAAAGAAUACGUGAAAAGAGGGAUGGGUCAAAUUACAGCUGUUGCAGUCUUCAAGGAAUCAUAUUGUAGAAAUUGAAUUACCUGUAAGGUAUGGUUUUCAGUAAAUGUUUUAGCAUUAUAUGUGAAAUUUCAUUAAAACUGUAUAACAUUUCAAA